UUUAUAAAAACAAAAAAUUAAGCGUAAAACGAGAACAAAAUUGAAAAUAGCGUUAUUUUUAUUAUUAUUAGACUAUUGUACAAUUAAGUCUUAUUUUAUCUCAUAACCUCGUGCACUUCAGUUUGUAGCAACACAAGAUUUGUUUUUAGAUGUAUGUAUAUUAAAUAAUCAUUCACUGUGUUUCCUUGUGAGAAUAUUUCUAUAUAACAUAUGAAUUUGAAGAAAAAGUAAUUACUAUUGUUUGACUUGUAGAUGAUAUAGACUUGUUUGUACAAGAUGGGAAAGAAAAGAAAUAUUGCACCACCAGCUGCUCCAAUUCCUGGCCGUGUGAAAGUAGAAAUUAAGGAUGAAUUGGGAGAUAAUGACGUAUUAGUUGCCAGAGAUCGUUUAAAAGGAGCUCUCAGAGAGUUAUUGCAACAUAGUGAUACAGGAUCAUCAGGAGAUUCUAGUGAAGAAAGUUCCGCACAAGAUUAUAAACAUCAAAUGAAGAAAAUGACAAAGACAAUAGGCUUUCAACAACCACGCAAAGUUAGACGCAGAAGACAAGUACCAUUGGAUACAUCAUUCCACCACACUUACGUAAUGAAAUUAUUUGAUCGGAGUGUUGAUUUGGCACAAUUUCAAGAGGACACACCUCUUUAUCCUAUAUGUAGAGCUUGGAUGGCUAAUCAACCACGGAAUCCUAAUCUUGUUCCAAAAGUACGUAGCCCAAGCCCAGAGAUAGUUAAUGAAGUUAAUAUGAGUAAUAAUAUACUAGACACGAAUGGAGAUGUUCGUGAUGUUUAUUAUUUACCUCCUCCAUUGCCUUGUGAGGAAGCAAUACCAAGGAAUCGUAUACCUUCACCUAUUUUUAGAGAAAAAGAAGAGUUAAAUUUGGAUUAUGAUGGACAGUGUCUGAAAUCUCGGGAAACAUUGUUAAGAGAGCAUAGAACACAUUGGAAUGCUGUACGCAAGAAAUGGUAUCAACAAGCUCACAAGAAUGAACAACGUUUUGUACAGAGUGCAAAUAUACUGAACACUAUUUUCAAAAGGGCACAAUCAGAAUUCGAGUAGCCCAUUAGUGGCAGCAUUGAUACUGUCUGUUUCCCAAAAUCUGUACUUGGUCGGCAUGGAACGUACUUGUAGUUUUUCUACAUACGGUUUAUUUUAUAUUCUAAAUUAUGUCUGCUGUAUGUUACUUGUAGAAAUAUAUCUUUUUAUUACAAUGUAAUUAAAUAUAGCGCAAUGAUAUUUUAAGUUGCAUAGUAAAGAAAUUCUUUCCAAUAAAAUUUCUUAUAGAACAUUGA
This is a messenger RNA of Megalopta genalis, 1286 nucleotides long. RefSeq names its product Myb-interacting protein 40 (gene mip40). NCBI's taxonomy places the organism in Eukaryota, Metazoa, Arthropoda, Insecta, Hymenoptera, Halictidae. Gene Ontology annotation, biological process: negative regulation of transcription by RNA polymerase II. The record is from RefSeq and is a predicted model, not a curated record. Gene Ontology annotation, cellular component: Myb complex; transcription repressor complex.